AUGGUGUUCAAGACUGAAACGAUACAGCGAGUGACCAAGGUUCUGCUCAAUCAGAACUACUAUAACUUGUUGAUGAUUGAUAAGACAAAUGUCAUUGUUGGAAUUCUCCGAAAGAUGUGUAAAUGGAGCUGCUCCAGUAUCAUUGCAGAGUAUCGUCUCCUUAGUGGAAAAAAUUCCAACUACUACUCUGAAGUGUUCUUAGACCUCGUCACCAUCGAGCUGAUGCCCCCAAAUCCAAGCACAAAGAGAAGGAAAUCGUUUUAUCAGGAUACCAUGGAAUCACAGCUUUCGCAAUUAAAGGGCUCGGAAGACAUGAUGGAGAUUGACGACGAUGACAUUGAAGUUGAAAAUGAAAAUGAAGACCAAAUGCUUUCUGCAUCCCCACAGGUUCCAAAGAACUUGUUACGAAUGGUUGAGCUGAGAAAACAGAAGAACAAGAACAACCAAGUCAUCGCAUCUCAACAAGCCGGGGUUGAUCAUGAGUAUGAAUUUUAUUCAACAGAACAAACGUUCGUUUCUGUCAACACCAUUCGGAUUGAUCUCCCGUCAGAACAAGAGCUUCCUGCGUGGUUUAAAGUACAACGCAAUAUGUGGGAUGAAGAACUAAGGCUAUAA
Messenger RNA from Williopsis jadinii, 615 nucleotides. RefSeq names its product Oca4p (gene OCA4). Bases 1 to 615 code for a protein of 204 amino acids. NCBI's taxonomy places the organism in Eukaryota, Fungi, Ascomycota, Saccharomycetes, Phaffomycetales, Wickerhamomycetaceae. The transcript has a single exon. The record is from RefSeq and is a predicted model, not a curated record.